CAUAUUCAGAGCACCCAUUAAAUUAAGCAAACCAGGGGAACUCCGAGAAGAAUAUGAAAGCCAGCUAAGGAAGCUGAGAGAAGAAAAAGUGCAAGAAGAAAAAGCUCCCGAGGAUCUGAUUCACAAGUUCAUUCUAGAUGACAUGGAUGUAGGAAAAAGGAAAAUGGAAGAACAGAAAAAAGAGGAAUCUUUAGCACUUAAAGCGAACCAGGAGUGUUUUCCUGAGCGUCUUUCGGAUUCAGAGAAUGAAGAACCAUUCCAGGGCAAGCAAACGCAUCGGUCAGCUUUUGUUUCCAAGACCAGUGCCUACUCCUUUGCUUUCCUUUCAGGGAACUUAACCGCCAAGGUGGAAAGGAGCCGGAGCUGCAACGACACCAUUCAGGAGAGAUCAAAGAGCAGGCAGAGAUCAGCCCCAGCCAACAAAACAAAGGUGCAGCCUGUCACCAGCACAUCAACGCCGCUGGUUGGAGUUUUGUCGUCCACCCAAAACAACCGCUGCCUCUCCGCCCCGGACCUGACGGCAGAGAAGCGCCUGGUUCUCAACCCCGUUUCGUCCCUCUCGGCCCUGCACAAGCCAGAGCGAUCCAUCAGCCCCGAGAGCAAUGACAGCAUCUCGGAAGAGCUCAACCACUUCAAGCCUAUCGUCUGCUCCCCAUGUACUCCUCCGAAGAGGCUUCCUGACGGCAGAGUCCUGAGCCCUCUCAUUAUCAAGUCCACCCCGAGAAACCUGAACCGGAGCCUGCAGAAGCCAACCACCUACGAGGCCAGUCCUAGAAUACUGAAAAAAUGGGAGCAGAUAUUUCAGGAGCGCCAGAUCAAAAAGACUCUCUCUAAAGCGACCCUUACAUCCUUGGCUGCGGAGCCCGGGGAAGAUGUAAUAGUUCCUGACAUCACCAACUCCAGCGCUUGCCCUAAAGAGCAGCCACAAGUGCAGGAUGAUCAUCUUCCACCUGACACAACAGGAGACCCUCGCCCCGAGCUGGAUUUUUUUCCUUCCAUCAGUGAAACAAAGCUGGGAAGAGGGAGUGAGAAGAGCAGGGAUUCACAAGCCUUAACAACAGACGACAGCGUUGCCGAACCAGAUGCGAGAUCAAACGUCACCUCCCUAAACACACGAGUGGCCGAAGUCCCUGACCUAAAAGUGAACACGUUCAUGGACAAAUCCUGUCUUAGUCUCGGCCCAAAAAUGCUGAGCAGAAGACUCAUGGGCGUCAGCGCAUCGCUGCCUGACAACAGCACCCUUGGGGUCCCCGUCAAAACAUCAGGAAAAAAGCAGCUGAAAUACCUGAACAACAGCGAAUUGAUCAACGUGCAGAACAGCACCUGCAAUUCCGUUGAGAACCUCAUCGGGGAACAGCCCCCGUCGCUGAGACGGGGCCGGAAGAGACGCUGCAAAACGAAGCACUUGGAGCACAACGGCUCCGUCAAAAGACUGAGGCACGCGGCGGGGGAGGUGGGCCUGCCUCCGGAGGAUCGCCUGGUACGGGAGAUGGAGCAGAAGCUCCAGCAAGAGGAGGAGGACAGGAGGUUGGCCCUGCAUCUGCAGAGGAUUUUCGACAGCGAGAAUAGGACAGUGGAUAGGCGGAAAGUCAGAGUCGAUCGGUAUCUGCUGCGGUCGAAGAGCACUCUGGGUGCUAAGUAGCACUGGUGGACGAUGUUGCCUUUCUAGAGGACGAUGAGGUUUAUCAGAUUAUCUUAAAGGAAAACUAUUUUUUGUCAUACUUCCACCCACAACAAUUGUUUUUUCAUUUUGGUGGUAAGACAUUUGUAGGUCCAGUUCAGAGAGAAGCCAGAGUCCUUUCAGAUUAAAAAAAAAAAA
Molecule: messenger RNA, 1819 nt
Organism: Athene cunicularia (burrowing owl)
Lineage: Eukaryota; Metazoa; Chordata; Aves; Strigiformes; Strigidae
Gene: RNF169
Product: ring finger protein 169
Exons: 5
Coding region: 143-1642 (499 amino acids)
Biological process (GO): double-strand break repair
Cellular component (GO): site of double-strand break; nucleus
Molecular function (GO): nucleosome binding; ubiquitin-protein transferase activity
Source: RefSeq, a predicted model, not a curated record